AAAUUUUACAGUGUUGGAUAUUUUAAAGUCUGAAGUGAUUGGUUUAUCUCAUAAUUUAUUAUUAUCCGAUUUUUUAAAGGAAUUAAUGAUCUUUGAAUGAAUACCGCCUUCAAACGGACCAAUCACAGUGCUUAAAAAAAUUUACAACCCUGAAGUGGUCAGUUUUUAUUUAAGUUUUAUAAACCUUUAAACAUGUUCAAGUAUACAUUGCAAUAAGCCUUAAUGUUCGAUAAACGUUAAACUAAACGAUAAACGUUAACUAAGACAAUGGGACCAUUUUGGUUCAAAUUAUCAUGUUACGCCACUGAACCAGUGGACAGCUCACGAAUUUCUACAUUAUCGACCGCUUUAUGACUUCCCUCAGAUUUGACGUUUCAGUCGAUUCGAACCAAAUAAAUUUUUAAUUUAGUGUUGUUAGUGCUUUAAUCACAAAAAUAUUCAACAGUGGGGCUCUACAGUUCAUAAUUAAGCUGUCUUAAAAGUUGUUUCCCCAGUCCAGCAAGGUUGUACUCACGUGAGUCCAAUUAUUACAGUUGUAACUCGUGAGCUACACCCCUGGGACAGCAAACACCUGACAAAUAUCUAUAAAACUACUCCUCCAAGCCUGGUCAAAGUUUUGCAGUGGGCGUAAACAUGAGGGCUAUAUUGGGCUACACCUUCGUUGGGACCUCCUCCCUGGUCAUAACAAUCCUAACCCUUUACCAUGUCUUGACUGGCAAAGGCGAAAGGGUUAGUGUGGGGUGGUUUCUAGAGAAAACAUCCCCGUACAUGUGGUGCACAAUAGGCAUCGGGCUAGCCGUUGCCUUAUCGGUGGUUGGGGCGGCAGCCGGUAUUCACACCACAGGCGUCAGUAUUAUCGGUGGUGGAGUGAAAGCCCCACGCAUCAAAACCAAAAAUUUAAUCUCAGUUAUCUUCUGUGAAGCCGUCGCUAUUUAUGGUCUCAUCACUGCUAUAGUGUUGUCUGGUUAUUUGGAGAAAUUCACUUGGUCUAGAGCCAUGGAGAACGACGAGAUUAAAGCGAGAAAUUGGCUCGCUGGUUAUUCGAUGUUUGGAGCUGGAGUUGCUGUUGGUCUAGUGAAUUUAUUCUGCGGCAUUGCUGUUGGAAUUGUUGGCUCAGGAGCCGCUUUAGCCGACGCGGCAAACGCAGCUUUGUUCGUUAAAAUCCUGAUUGUGGAGAUUUUCGGCAGUGCGAUUGGCUUGUUUGGGCUCAUUGUGGGCAUUUACAUGGUUUCGAAAGCCUCAAUGGGCGACAAGUCAUCCUAAACCUGUCCUAGAUGUAAUUAUUCUAUGUUAUUGAAUGUAAAUUUAAUUUACCUUGUAUAUACGUGUACAAUUGUUUAUUUAAGUAGAAGUUGGACUCGAAAUGGGCUUAGUAAUAUUCCGAACUUAAGUGAAUCUCUUUUAAACAAGUUAAAUAUAUUACAUGACAUUUCUGGUUUUUAUGGUUGUUUAUUUUAGGCAUAGUCUAUUGUACUUUACAAGUUUUUAUCAUUGUAAAAUAACUGUUCCAUACAAGAUGUAUGUUUCGUUGCGUAACAUUAAAUACACCUUUAAAAGUU
Messenger RNA from Tribolium castaneum (red flour beetle), 1559 nucleotides. RefSeq names its product Vacuolar H[+] ATPase PPA1 subunit 1 (gene VhaPPA1-1). Gene Ontology annotation, molecular function: proton-transporting ATPase activity, rotational mechanism. The transcript is spliced from 3 exons. Bases 634 to 1263 code for a protein of 209 amino acids. Gene Ontology annotation, biological process: proton transmembrane transport. Lineage: Eukaryota; Metazoa; Arthropoda; Insecta; Coleoptera; Tenebrionidae. The record is from RefSeq and is a predicted model, not a curated record. Gene Ontology annotation, cellular component: membrane; proton-transporting V-type ATPase, V0 domain.